AUGGCUCCUUUACUAGGUCAUGAUGAGUCCUCCCUGUCCACAGGGCUGGGAUCUCGCAAAAACAUCCUCUAUGUUGAUGCCUAUGACUCGUUUUCUUACAAUGUUGUGGCCAUGCUGGAAGAAGUGUUGAGCGUGAAGGUGACGGUCAUGAUGAUUGACUCGCAAUGGCCCGAUGGGAACAUGGCCGAAUAUCUCCAACGCUUCGAAGCGGUGGUCCUGGGUCCAGGACCCGGUGAUCCAAACGUCCCGGCAGACAUCGGGAUCAUGAAUGAUAUAUGGAACUUGCGCGACGCUGACAUCCUACCCGUCCUAGGCAUUUGCCUUGGAUUUCAAAGCCUCUGUCUUCAUCAUGGUCUCUCUAUCGGCCGGUUGCCGUAUCCACUCCACGGUCAGGUCCGUCAGAUUGCCACGACGCAGGAGGAUAUCUUCACGGAUUGCCAGGAUGUGGAGGUCACUCUGUAUCAUUCGUUGUACGCGAAAUGGGACGGCUCGCCCUCGAACGACGGCAUCGAAGAAAAGAAGCCUAGCUCCGCCGACUUGAAAUUCUUAGCAUGGCUGUUUGUUGAGGGAGACGACUCUCGUUCAAGGACGCAAAUCCCCAUGGCUACGCGCCAUAAGAGCAAGCCGUUCUGGGGAGUGCAAUUCCAUCCGGAAUCAUGCAAGUCAGAUCGCCAAGUCUGCAGCAGGCUUCUGAAGAGAUGGUGGGAGAUGGCUCUCAGCCACAACAAACAGAAUGGACGCAGGGUUUACGGGACUCUUUCGGGUAAUAUUGUUCAGCCGUCGAGUGGAAUCGCCUCCCUUCCAGAUAUUGCUUCUACGAUGCUGAACUGGAGUGCGUCCACCUCUGAACAUGCUGCCUUUCGCACCCUUCCGGCUGGAAAAUUGGAUGCAGAGAUGAUUUGCGAGAAAUUAAAUGCGCCAGAUUCGCCAACGGUCUUAUUCCAGUCUAACGAUAGAUUCAGUGUCAUUUCGGUACCGAGCCCGUCUAGCUGGAGGCUAGAGUUUUAUACCCAAACCGAGAAGUUGAUGUUGGAACAGCUGCCGGAUCCCUCUUGCCCUCGUCGUUCCUCAGAACAGAAAGGGGCAGUGGUGGAAAGGAAGCUGCCCGUCACUCAGCUGUGGGAUCUCCUCAGAUAUUUGAUGGAGAUGAAAAAGGUUCGGUUGGGUGAUCGGACGGUUCCAUUUUGGGGAGGUUUCCUGGGUUAUUUUUCGUACGAACUUGGGCUUGCUUGUCUCGCUCGACCGAAGAAUCACGAUUUAGAAAGAGAUCACACAGGGCAAACCGACUUCUCAGGUGAAGACCCUGCGGAUGUCAGCCUACUAUGGACGGAAAGAAGCAUUGUUUUUGAUAAGGAGACGAGUCAGAUCACUAUACAAUCGACACGAAAAGAUGACGAGGUCCCCACAGGUUGGCUCGACGAAACCCUGCAAAUGCUGAGGGAUAGUUCUCCGGUGGAAACAUCUGCGACAUCCGCCGCCGUCACUGAUGAGUCGGAGUUUCUGGACUCCAUUCUCCGGCAGGCUGUGAUUCAGUAUCCGAACCAACACAUUUAUCAAGACAAAGUCGAUGCUUGCAAGGCCGAGCUGGAGGCUGGCGAGUCAUACGAAUUAUGUCUGAGCUGCGAAACAUCCGUCAAGCUGCCUGCCCUCUCCACUGAGAGUGGCCGUGCGGUAUUCCCGUGGAAACUGUACAAGCGACUGCGGCGGUACAAUCCCGCAGCAUUCAGCGGUUAUGCAAGACUGGGUAGAGCCAGAAUCGUGAGCAGCAGCCCCGAAUGUUUCCUCAAUUGGGAUCGAACAUCCACACUCGAAAUGAAGCCCAUGAAAGGCACUGUCCGAAAGUCCGAAGAGAUGACGUUGGAGAAGGCCAAAGAGAUCCUCGGAUCGACCAAGGAGAUGGCGGAGAACUUGAUGAUUGCAGACCUGAUCCGCCAUGACCUUUACGGUAUCUGCGGCUCCGGAGGUGUUCGUGUGGAAAAGCUCCUCGAAGUGGAAGAUCACGGACGGGUCUAUCAAAUGAUUACACACGUCAAAGGAACCGUCGACCCCAGCCGGCCGGGGUUCACCGUGCGCGACAAGCCACAGAUCCAGUCUUCGAACAUGUCCGUUCACGGGCUUACCACCUUGCAGAGAUGUCUUCCUCCCGGCUCCAUGACGGGGGCCCCCAAGGAACGAUCAUGCAUGCACCUCUCUUCAAUCGAAAACCGCAAGCGGGGCAUCUACUCUGGGGUCAUGGGCUUCCUUGACCUGGGAGGCGGAGGCAGCUUUUCGGUCCUCAUCCGCACCGCCUUCACCUGUGCUGAUGACCAGAGCGACGAGCAGCGGUGGCGGAUUGGCGCCGGUGGCGCCGUGACUGUCCUGAGUAGCGCGCAGGGCGAGUGGGACGAAAUGCUGACCAAACUUCGAACGGUCUGUGGCAUCUUCGCGCCCUUGCAUCCGUCACAUCUCCCACUCCGGACGCAGGCUGCUCCUAUGGCGGGGAAUCAUGAUGCCUCCAUGGAGGAGAUCCUCUGGCGAUCGCCGCCGCAUGUCCAGAUGAUGGGGGGUUAUCUCCACUCGAAUAACAUUCUCUUCUACUUUGCCGAAUCGCCGUUCUUCGAUCCCACCUCCAACAAUGCGUCCCUGGCUAUCCAGGCGAAUUACAACGAAGCCUUGCGCCAUUUUGUGGAAACUCGGGAUGCAUUUGAAGCGCGGUUGAAAACCAUGCAGGGCUUGGAAUUCGUCGUCGCCUAUGACCCGUUGCAAGCGGCAGCACAGUCUGACACUCAGUUCGCCCACGAGCCGUCCAACGUUUGGGUGAUUCGGAAACAAACGAGGCAAAAGCGUGCCGGUCUCGAGGACGACGUUGUUAUCCUCUCGACCUACUUUGUGAUGGGUGACUGUAUCUACAUGGCUCCAUCGGUGGCCAGCGUUGUGGGAAAUCGCAUUCUAUCCUCCGUCACCUCUCUCACGAGUCUCCUCAAGACUGCAUCCACACUACCAACGUUCACGCCGUCUCACGGACACACUUACCUUCCGCCCGUACCCAAGUCUACCGACCCUGGAGUGCCUUCUCAACAAAGCAAAGAGAACACGCCUCUGCCCGAGGCCGAUCCUAACAAGAACCCGCUUGUGGGCGGCCAAGCCAGCAAUGCCAGCUCGGGGCUCCAAGACACGAUCACCCUGGCAGAGUCGUUCGCUCUCCUCUCCCAGUUCGGAGACGAGUUCAUGGAUGAGAGUCCCUUGGUUGGAGAACCGGGGUCGUUCAUCCUGUCCAAAUCCGGGGAUGCCGACCGACUCGGGGCGCCCAAGCCCUCGUCGAACAUCAGCCGUCCAAGUAGUGUACCAGGAAGAGCUGUGACGCCACAAGUCAAGGUGGACACGCCGGGGAAACUCCCAGACAAGGCCACCAUGGGGGCGACUGGCUCGGAGGAGAGUGGUAAAUUGCGCAAAAAGAAGACCAAAGCUGGCAGCUGA
This is a messenger RNA of Aspergillus steynii IBT 23096, 3456 nucleotides long. RefSeq names its product aminodeoxychorismate synthase pabA (gene pabA). Gene Ontology annotation, molecular function: transcription coregulator activity. The record is from RefSeq and is a predicted model, not a curated record. The coding region runs from base 1 to 3456 and encodes 1151 amino acids. Gene Ontology annotation, cellular component: mediator complex. The transcript is spliced from 5 exons. Gene Ontology annotation, biological process: regulation of transcription by RNA polymerase II; L-tryptophan biosynthetic process. Lineage: Eukaryota; Fungi; Ascomycota; Eurotiomycetes; Eurotiales; Aspergillaceae.